AUGGGUAAGAAAACGCCGGAGCAUAAGCCGGGAUGGGGCUCCGAAUACUACUACACAGUAGAGUCAUUUCACAUCAAUGUCGGUUCUGGAGAUGGCGCCAUACAUAUAAUGACCUAUGGCGAUGAUAACACCACCACCCAACGCCAAGUGGUCAGGGCGGUUUUCAUGGAUGGUGGCAGACUUGAAGGUGCCGAUAACAAAAACAAAAAAGUUGCAAAGGGCUUAAAUCAUCAGAAUCGAUGGACCGUCAACCGGACGAUCGAAUAUAUCGAGAAAAACUACGACUGCCAAAAUAAGCAUGAUAAUAGGCUACGGUUCAAUUAUUUCAUUGUCACGCAUUGGGACUCGGAUCACUACGCUGGUAUCAUCAGGGCGCUGAAUGUUUUCAUGAGAGAAUCGUGGAGUUCGAAUUUUGUAAUCAAUGGUAAAAUAUGUAUGAACAGAGCCUUUUUCAAAACAGACGGAAGCCCCGAGUCAUUCUUUGUGGCACCCUACUUCACGAAGGCGGUAACCAAGGUCCAAGCCAAGGGCAAGGACUGGGAUGGUACGACCCUAGAUAAUCUACGCGGUCGCCUUGAAGGAAGGUUCGAUGACUUGUUGCACGUGGAUUAUACCACACUUUUGGUAGAUAUUGCAAAUCCUGGCUUGUUUGGUGGGUGGGGCAAGCAGCAACUUCAGUUAAGGACCGAGUGUGAGAAUCUUCUCGGUCGAAAUUUCCUUCAAGAUGAAGAUCAGGGCGAUAUCCCUGCGAAUCCGGAUGGUGUCUCCAGCCUGACAGAUCUAAUCAACGAUUUUCCACCACAACUUCACAAGCCAUUUGACGGUCAUGAUUUGGCAAAGGAUGAAAAACCCAAGAAAAUACCAGCAAUGUACUGCAUAGCUGUGAAUCAACGCACAAUGGGCAAAUACCCUUUUGGAAUAUACACAACGCUCACAAAUAAGUCGUCCAUAGUUUGCAUGAUUGUAUGGAAAGAUGGUAUUGCGAAUCAUCGAUCUCAUUACCUUGCUGGGGAUGCGGACUUGAAACUUGAACAGAGGCUCCUUGGUUGGAUAGUUCCCGGUUGGGAUGACCAAAAUGUUACCGUUCCUUCAUGCUCGAGCAUGAAACUCAGCCACCACGGCUCUAGAUCAUCAAACCCAUUGGAUAUGAUGAUGGCAUUGAAUCCGCUUAGCAUUUUUGCGUCAGCAGGCUCGGUGAAGUCUCAUGCACAUCCCCGAUGGGAGCUCCUUGCGUUUAUGGAUAUCUGGGACCUGACUAGAGAUGAAACUGGAAAGAAUGAGGACAAUCCUUAUCAUGAAAAUCUGUUCUUCUUGACUUGCUACCCAAUUUGGUUAACGCUAGAUCACAAUAAAUUCUCCCUUGCAGAAAGAAAUACGAGGGAGUUGACAUCGAAAAGCUUCGAAGAUGAAUAUACAGAAUUGGUCAAUGCAUACGAUGUGCUCAACCCGGGAAAGCCUCUCGACGCUCGGGGUCUUUUAGCGGGCUGGCACAAUCUGAAGAAUAAGAAUAUUACUCAGGCACAGUACAUAUGUGGUAGACUAUGCGCUCGUCUGGAGCAGAUCUCCCAUAUCCGACCCGGCAAUCUUGACCUCAAAGCGGGUGGAGUAGCCUUAGCCCAGGGCAACCCAGUUAUGACUACAAACUCAAGUAAUGUCAUUUUUGUUCAGAUCUCGUCUGUCGGAGAGCGGAGCUUGGAAGGGGUGACCCGUAUACAUAUGACGGGGGUAUCCCCUAACAGCGGUCGUAUACAUCACGCACCAUUGCGCAAAUACCUGGCUGAGAAACCCGAUUGGGCGGUGCAACAGCCCCCAAAGGGUAUAGACGAUAGCGACGACCGCGGGGUAUCAAAAAAUAGACUUAAAAAACUGGCCAGGGAAACGAACACAUUGCGAAAACAUCCCAUGAAAACUAGAAGCCAGAAGAAGGGGGAGGAGGAAGGGAAUGGAAUCUCCAGAAUAUUCUCAGAGGAAGACGAGGUCUGGGACUUGGCCUCUCUUGAGGAUGAAUUUUUGGAGGAUUUUGGCGAUGAGGACGAUUUUGCAUCAAUAUCAAGAUUGAAGCCCAGCCAAUCGCAAAGUCUUCUUCGACUCGAUCAACCACAUUAUUUGGUUCCGGAGACGUUGAGCACGCCCCCCGCGAAUGCUUGCGUCGUUCGAUUACCAGCAGCCCACCCAAUGUUUGAUUUUAUGGAAGAAAUGGCAUGGCGGUUGCUCAUUGUUGACCAAAAACCCGUCUCCGGAAAGGAUAUUCCCAUUUCGGAAGCAGACGAAGUCGCCAAAUGGUUUGCCACGGUCCACGGGAAUAAAGCACUGCCGCUAUCAAUCAGAUUUGAAACCUGGCCACCACCCAACGCCGUCAGCACAUCAGACCGCGAUAUCACUUUGGAUGCAACCACCAUCCCGGUUUUAUCAUUCGAUUUCUUGAUCGGUGAAAACAAGAUCAUGAUGGACACAACUUCAGCUGCGGGUGUUCUGGAUGGGCUCGAUAAGUCCGUACUGCAGGACAUGACGGAUAUCUACGCGAUGCUGAUAUUCGGACUCAAUCCUGCCACUCCUAGCUUCGAGGUGUCUCUCACAGACGUUGCAAAGUUCUUUGGUUAUUCAAUGGACGACUUCUUAUUAUUUAGGAUUUUGGGCCAAAUGACUCUAAAACUUGACAUUGAGUCUACCACCGCGACAGAGAGGAAACGCAAUGCUCUCUGGUUCAGUCCCGGUCAAAAUUGGGAAACUGUGCUUCGACUUCAAUUCCUCGCGGAGACUCCAACCAUCAAUGACCUACUUCGACAACAUUUAAGCGAUUUCAGUAUCUCGAAUGCGAAAGUGAUUGGCAAGACUAUCGCGACUCGAAAAACGGAAAGAUCUGGAGAUGUAGCUGCCUGCGAGAGUCAACUUACAUUCAUGUUAGACUUUGAUAUCGGUGUGAUUAAGUUGGAAGCAUCCUUAGAACUCUCAGAAACUGAGGUCUUGCUGCGGCUUCGCAAUAACCAAUCGCCAAAGAUGGGCCUGCAAGAUAUCCUCUCUUGGUUAGGCAAGAAGCUUGGUGAGAACACCUUGAACCUAAAUGAGCUUCUCCAAUCAGCGAGUGAAAUACUUGAUGCAUCUAAAGUCGUCUUCCGCGGCUUGGAUAUCGUUCUUGCCGUAGGCGAAGAUGGGAAGCUCACUGAGAUAGAUAGAAUCGGUAUAUCAUUUCAAGUACAGGUGAAAAUUGGGGAAUACGACGAAUUCAAGGGUCAAUACCCAGUAGUCUUUCGGUUUGACUUCGAAUGGUCGAGGGCAUUCGGGCCAUCUCUCGAGGGAUCUUUAUGGCUACCUACCCCCGAUUUUAAGUUAGGAAAAUACAUAAAAGCAACCCCAGGCUGGGAACGCCAUAAAGUCUUCGAGCCUCUGACGGAUGACCCUUCAAAGAACGCUGACAGCCUUAACCUCAAAACCCUAGUGUCAUCGGAAACAGUCGACAACAUCCCCAAAGGUAUACCUACAGACAUAACCCAGCUCUCAAUCCGCAUUACCAAGACUGGUAUCCGCUUCCAAGGAAAGAUUCAAUGCGAAAAGCCCCAAGAUGAUGAGCAAAGCAAAGUUCCACAGCUCUACCUGGAUGAAGUCAGGCUGGCAGCUGAAUACAAUUGGGCCAAAGAGACCCGCGGCUUCCAUGUCUCCCUUGGCGUUGAUAUCUAUCUUGACCCGCCAAAUACAAAUUCGAAGGGGGAGAUGUUGCCAGAUCUCGAACCUGCUAGAUUCAGAGGGGACGUGAUUUAUGAUAGCACUGAUAAGUCAUGGGCGCUCAGUGCUCAUCUGGAAGACUUGACUGUCGCACACAUCGCAUCCUUCUGGAGCGAGCGAUCACGAGGUGGAGCCAUGGCGUUCUUGGAACGGAUGGUCAUCAAUUACAUUGAGCUCGACUACUACUAUAACGGCUCCAGUGGCGCAAAAAGCUUCACUUUUAAAGGUUUCCUCUCGGUCGGUUUGCUCAACUUUGAUUUGAAAUAUGAAAAUAGGGGUGAAGGAGACUGGGAAUUUGUAGCCAGUGUGGGCGCGGGCGCAAACACAAACGGUGCCACAAUCAAAGGCAUUCUUACCGACUUCAUUGGAGAACCACCUGAGGAGCUUCCUGAAGCCGUGGGUGAUAUUGAAAUCGGCGCACCCGAGUCAGGGGGCGAACUGAUAAAGUUCCGAUGUUUCGAAAAAGAGGAACACACUGUCUUCAUGUUCACCCUCAAAGUCUCCAAGAUUUCUCUUUCGUUCAUGCAAAUCCGGAAGAUUGUCGCAGGAGAAGAGGGCAAGAAUGUCAAACCCAAGAGGAUUAUCAAAGCUGCAAUCACGGAUAUCCCAACCAUCGAUGUCGGAAUCAUUGGCAAGCUCCCACAGCCCUUCGACCAGCUCUUCUUCCUAUGGACUAGCGAUCCAGGGGCAGAGCUGACUAAGGCCACGGACAACAAGCCCCGCGGAUUACUCAAAUCCGAGCUAGACAUCAUCAACAGCGUCGAGAACCAAGCAGCUACCGAAAAGCUAUUCUUCAAGAAGAUCAAGCCAGAUCCAGAGUAUAAACCAGGCGACGUGGUCAUUAGCUCCGGCUCCCAUAUCUUCAUUGUAAUGAAGAAACCCGGCGGCGAAUCAAACGUCCUGCUCGACUACGCCUUCAAGAAAUCCGGAGCGAAUGAGAAACCCAAGGCUCUUACUUCCGGAAACGACCUGGGCGCCAAUGACGGAGAAGCACCUGCCGGUGACAACAAGGGCUCCAAGGCGCCCCUAAAGAAAUCAAUCGGCCCACUUUCCAUCGAGAACAUCGGCCUCAUUUACAAGAACGGAGAGCUAGGAGUCAUGUUUGACGCCACCUUCUUGAUGGGACCAAUUGGCCUUUCCCUGCUGGGUUUUGGGGUCAAAGUGCCCUUCAACAAGGAGUACAACCUCAAGAAUCCACCGCCCAUCAGCAAAGUGAGCUUCCAGCUAGAAGGGAUGGUUGUGUCCUUUGACAGACCGCCAUUGACUGUCGCAGGAGGCUUCAAGAGGUCUGAGAAGGAUGGAAUCAUAAGCUAUGCUGGUGGUCUCAUCAUCAAAUUCGAUCCCUGGCAACUCCAGGCUGCUGGAGUGUAUGCUUCUGUUCCGAGGAAGUGGAAUAAAACAAAAGCAAUCACGGGUGGAAACGAGGUUGUAUCGGUUAACGACAAUCCUCAAGAUUUGAAUGAUAAAUUCACAAUGGUGUUUAUAUACUUCAAACUUAACGGUCCGUUGUUCAGCGUGGGUUUUGCCGAUAUUUCUGGUCUCACAGGCGGGUUUGGUGUCAACUCAGACAUCACUGUUCCAACCAUCGAGCAAGUCGUCAUGUUCCCAUUCGUUAAGCCCGGUGGAACCGGCGAUCCGAAUGACUCCCCGCUUGCGACCAUCAAUGGACUAUUGAACGGGACCUGGUUCAAUCCAUCUGAAGGCAAAUUCUGGGUAGCAGCUGGCCUCAAAGUCAGCGCAUUCCAGAUGCUCAACGUCGACGCCGUUCUCGUUCUCAAAUUCAACCCAGGCGUACAAAUGGGUAUCUACGGAGUAGCCACUUGUGACGUCCCCUCCUCCAAGUCUCCAGUCAAAUUCGCAUACGUCGAGAUGGGCAUAUCCUGCACGCUAGACGUAGAGGCCGGGACCUUCAAGGUGGAAGCCCAGCUGUCUCCCAAGUCAUUCGUGCUACACCCAAGUUGCCAUUUGACUGGUGGCUUUGCUCUGUUCUCCUGGUUUAAAGACGGCGAGAAUGCAGUCGCCGGAGACUGGGUCAUGACCAUUGGUGGGUACCAUCAAGCCUUUGUUGCGCCGAAGCAAUACCCCAAACCACCCAGACUACGAAUCAGUUGGUCGCUGGAUGACCACUUGAGUGUUAGUGGAGAAGCAUACUUUGCAAUCACCCCCAAAGUCUGCAUGGGCGGCGGUAGAUUACACGCCGCACUCUCGCUUGGCGCGCUCUACGCCUUCUUCGACGCCUACGUGGACUUUUUGAUCAACUUCAAACCAUUCCACUUCCAAGCAGAGGGUGGAGUGUCCGUUGGCGUUCGCUUUACGCUUGAUCUUUGGUUGGUCACCAUCCGCAUCAGCGUGGAGAUUGGAGCCACUUUGAAAUUGCGCGGCCCACCAAUGGGUGGAAUCGUCCAUGUCGACUUUUGGGUAUUCGGAUUCGAUAUCGGAUUUGGUGAAAGCCCUAGACCUGCACCAAAACUAUCAAUCGAAGAGUUCUUCCAAACUGCCCUAAAGGACUCAAAACCCACACAAGGAGCAAUGCUUUCCCUCACAAACGGUCCGGACAAAUACACCUCUUCUGAGGAUGAUGUCGAAGAACAAGCUGCUGUCGAAAAGGCAUUUUUGAUCACCUGCGAAUCCGGUCUUGAACCAGAAGACAAGAAAGAAACCAAAGAAGGGGAUGCAUGGUGGGUUCGUCCGGACGACUUUGGGUUCCAAACUACCUUGAAAUUCGCAGCAAACGAUAUUACGUUCAUCAAGGAUUUCAGGGUUGAUAACAAUAUGUUGCUAUCAAAAGCGACGAGGCAAACUGUUGCUGUUCCGGAGAGGUGCAAGAACAUCUAUGCCCGCCCGAUGGAAGUCACGGAGAGUGUAAAGUCUGCAGUUACGGUUACAGUGUACCAAUACUCCAAGGAUGUGUGCGCGUUGCGUAAUACCGAUCCAGACGACCCCAAAACCGACCCCCAACGCAGCGGCAACAAAUCCUCCGAACUCCUCAGCGGCACCAACGUUUCCAUCCCGCUAGUAAUGGGCCUCAAAAUCAAACCCCCAGCACCAGAAAUGUCCCCCGACUACAUCCAGCAAUUCAACAUUGUAAAAGACAUGAAGCAAUCAGUAUACACCGACAGCACCGUAAUCGGUUUCCCGACAGCACAGGAGGGUUCGAACAGUUGGUUGCCCAGGCGGGGUGCGAAAUUGGAUGCAAAUCAGGUGGUGACUACUUGGGAGAAUUCGAAAUUUGAUCCCGCCACGGUGGUUACGGCGUGGGCGUUGAAGAUGAAGUAUAAGGAGGGCACAACUGUUACCGGUGCUAGACCGAAGGAGUUGUUGAAUCGGUAUAAGCAGAUGGUGCCUGCUAUGCCUCUGGUUGCGGUUGGUAGUUCUAGUUGA
Molecule: messenger RNA, 7101 nt
Organism: Orbilia oligospora ATCC 24927
Lineage: Eukaryota; Fungi; Ascomycota; Orbiliomycetes; Orbiliales; Orbiliaceae
Exons: 4
Coding region: 1-7101 (2366 amino acids)
Source: RefSeq, a predicted model, not a curated record